AUGUUCAAGCGCUCUUUCGUAUCCAAGGACCGGGCGGGUAAAACUGUCAAGGUCGCCAAGAAGAAGUACGACGAGCUGGUCAAGGAGAAGAUGAAGCAGAAAGCGGAAAGUCCCACAAUGGGCAGUCCACUUACCAGCCCUAUCAUUACUAUGAUUGUUGGCCGGGAUCAGCGUCUCUUCGCCGCCCAUGAAGAUGUGAUAUCUGUGUCGCCGUUCUUUAAUGCUGCUCUGAAGGAGCAGUUUCUUGAAGACGAUGCGAAACAACUGACUCUGUCUGACGAAGAACCCGAGAUUAUGUCGUGUAUUCUCGAGUUUUUGUACAAGGGUGACUACUUCCCACGCUUGUUGCAUGGAAAGCAAAGGAACGCUUGGUCACUCGAGAAUGCCCAGGAUAUAACUCAAACUGGUGGCCGUGGGUCGAGCGAGCCGACAAUGUUCCACUCUGGAGUGGGAGAUCUCAUUCUCCGAGACACAGCAGUGUACUGUGCUGCCGAGAAGUACGGCUUGGAAGAACUCAAGCGCCUUGCUCUCCGAAAGCAGGGUCUCCAGAGUGGCAUUCCAGCCGACGUGAUCUUGCGAUCCGCUCGAUAUGCAUAUGACGACACGCCGGAGUCCGAUUCCCGACUGCGCGCUCAUUAUCUGGCCCUUAUCAUCCGCAGUCGCAAGACUUUUAAGAGCAGCGGAACCUUGCAGAUGGAGAUGGAGGAAGGGGGCAAGUUGUUCUUCGACCUGUUCGUGGCAAUGUGCAACCAUAUGGAUGACCUUUCGGAGAUGCGCGGUGGUAGGACGGAGGUCUUGAAACAACUUCCGGGCGGAUGGUUCACCUUCCCGAGUCCCGUUGAAUGGUUGCAAAUCAAUCUUGGCGUUCAGAAUGAGAUCAGGUCUAUUGAUGCACAUAAUUUGGGCCGUCUGAAAGUUAUAAAAAAGGAUCGACCGCACAACAAUUUGACAAUUGAAAACUUUACGUCUGAUCUUGACCAAAGGGCUCUCUAUGCUGACAAGGAUGGCGAGAUCGGUGUUUGCCGAGAUUUGCCAACUCCACAGCCAAACAAUGACGAAAUCCUUGUCGAAGUCCUUUUCUCCGGUGUGAAUCCUGCCGAUAUUAGCACGGGUGGCGCCACAGCCGUCGGCAGGGCUGCUAUUCAGCUUGCACGCAGCAGCGGCGUCAGGUCUAUCAUAGUCACGGCAUCCCCAGAGCGACACGUGCUUUUAAAUAGCCUAGGCGCAGCACAUUGCUUUGACUACAGGAACGACAACGUGGUACAGGAUGUCAAGGUGGCUGUACAAGAAGCUGGACUCCAGUCGGUUCUGGGAUUCGAUGCGGCUGGAACUCCUGACUCCCCAAAUCUUCUCGCAAACGCCUUGGAAGGGCAGGACGAUCUGCGCUUGGCAUCUGUAUGGGGUGAUGACCGUUUCGAAGCGGUCCUGGGAGGCCGACAUUACGACGUUGUGUUUCACCCUCCUGGGGCAUCGUCGCCAUUCGUCACCCCUGCUAGACCAAUAGAAGCAGACAGAAUGUGGGAGAGUCUUAUGUGGGUAGUUGAGCACUACGGAAAGGAAUUCAGAAUGCCAGCUAUCGAGGUCUUCCAAGGCACCGCGGAGGACGCUCUGGAAGAAGUAAAAAAGGUCGGGCGUCUAGGAAAGUUCGGAAAGCUUGUAUUGAAACAACCCCUGGAAUGA
Molecule: messenger RNA, 1680 nt
Organism: Penicillium griseofulvum
Lineage: Eukaryota; Fungi; Ascomycota; Eurotiomycetes; Eurotiales; Aspergillaceae
Exons: 6
Coding region: 1-1680 (559 amino acids)
Molecular function (GO): protein binding
Source: RefSeq, a predicted model, not a curated record